CUGAGAGACGGGUCAGGGAAGCGCCUGCUGCAUCCAGGAACUCGCAAAGGGGAGCAAGGCUUUUCUUUCGUUACAAAACCCCGUCCUUUGGGGGACUGAGAGGAGACGGAGAAGGGAAAGAGCACCUUCCUGUGGUGGAACCCAGGCAUGCCAGUACCUCUUGACUGUGCAGGGGCAGAGACCCACUUGAGUCGUACUCCUCUGCCAGUGCCUGCCUUCUUCCAUGAAGCAGAAUGCAGCUUUUCUGUCAAGAAGGCACAUCAGCCACUCAGCUACACCCUCCCUCCACGGCCACGCCACAAGAGCACGCUAACUGUGAGCCGAAUUUUUUCUGACCGCCGGCUUCAGCCAUGGACCCAGCCCCACCCACGCAGUGUGUCCUUUCAUGGAGCUCAGAGGCAGCCACCAUCUCUGCAUAGUCGCCCCUAUGAUGCUUCCAAGAGAGAGCUGUUUUUCAGGCAGUGCUUCCAGCAGCUGAGCCGUCUGGGGCGGGGAUCAUUCGGUGAAGUGUACAAGGUGCGCUGUAAGGAGGAUGGACAGUUAUAUGCAGUGAAGCGUUCUAUGGAGCCUUUCCGGGGUGAAGGUGACAGGCAGCGCAAACUGGCCGAGGUGCGCAAGCAUGAACGUGUGGGACAUCACCCCAACUGUGUGAGCUUUGUGCAGGCCUGGGAGGAGCGUGGGCAGCUUUACAUCCAGACAGAAUUGUGCCCAGGCAGCCUUCUGCAGUAUUGUGAGCAACAUGGCCCACUACCAGAAUGGCAAGUGCGGGCCUUCCUCUGGGACCUGCUGCAAGGACUACGUCACUUACACAGUCAUAACCUUCUGCACAUGGACGUCAAGCCGGCUAAUAUUUUCCUCUCUUCUAAUAAUGUCUGUAAGCUGGGUGACUUUGGGCUGAUGCUUGAGCUGGACUCUGGAGAUCUAAAUGAUGCCCAAGAAGGGGAUCCUCGCUACAUGGCCCCCGAGUUGCUGCGAGGAGAGUAUACCAAGGCUGCUGAUGUCUUCAGCCUUGGCAUGACGAUUUUGGAGAUUGCCUGUAAUAUGGAGCUCCCCAAUGGAGGGGAAGGUUGGCAGCAGUUGCGACAGGGCUAUCUGCCUCCUGAGUUCACAGCAGGUCUCUCUGGUGAGAUGCAGACUCUCCUUAGAGCCAUGUUGGAACCCAGCCAUCAGCUCAGGCCCUCAGUGGAGGCACUGCUUGGUACUACGCUCAUGCAGAAGGCUGAGGGGCGACGGAAGCUGACAAUGCUGGUGCAAUCUGGGAUCCAGCACGGAGUUUCCAUAUGCCAGACCCUUUUCAGGUUUGUGCAGUGGCUUUGGGGGACUGUAUGCAGCCCAGCUCAUUGGCUACUGUUUUGGCAUCAGAAUGUUCCAGUCACACCCCCUCACUCACCCUUCCCCUGCCCGCUGGAAGACAGCAGCCUCUCCAGUGACUGGGGUGAAGAGAGAGAUGAAGAUGAGAAUGAUGGGAGCCUUGGUGAAGAUGUCUUUGAGCUAACAGAGGCAUCUGGACUUCACAACCAUACUUGUCCUGUGGAGCUGUGGCCUGUUGAAAAACUUCCUAACUCCCCAGUGCUGAAUAUAUGCCCCAGCAUGGGAAGCACCUCCACUCCGCGACACCCUACACCACAGCAGACUGGUGGCAGGAAGAACAGGUCUGUGGCCCUCCAAGGCAGUCCUAACCUUAGCUGUAUCAGCCGGGAGCCCUCUGGUGACAGCCUCACUUCAUCAGACUCUCUGCCUGUGAGCAGCCUGCGCCGUACACUAGCUUUUGAGGAUGAAGAUGAGGACAGGAUCAACCAGUGGGAAGCAGUUCUUGCCCAGUGUUCCCAUCAAUGUUCCACAUUUGAGCCAAAAAACCUGCUAAGCAUGUUUGAGGACUCUAUGGUGGCUGAACAGAAGUGCCAGAGUUGAUGAGAACUUCAUUUAGUUUCUGGUUUGCUUAGCACUCCUAUGGCUGAACAGAGGAGCGCCUUCCCUCAAGUGGAUACCCAAAGCUGGUGGCCUAGAGCUCAGUCUAGCAAAAGGAAGGCAGGCCCUCCAGGGAUGCUUCCCUGCAUGUUGCUGCUGCUGUGCAGUUUCUUACCUUCAGGGAAUCAAGAUUACACAGGCAUCCUACUGUAUUCUGCUGGCAGGCAGCAAGAGUAGGGUAUGCUGUCAGGUCAUUUGAGGGGAAAGGGCUUGCUUUUAUGUAGGGAUGAGGGAUAAACUGAAUGCACCUGUGUACUUUUUAAGCUGUCUGUCCCUUCUGUUUGGGCUGUGAGGUAGGGAUGUGUUGCCUGCUGUGGGAAAUGGGGGCUUUAAACAUGCCUCCCUUUCAUGCUGGGAUUUGACAAAGGUGUCAGCUAUAUGACUUGAUAAUAAAAGCAUUUUGA
Molecule: messenger RNA, 2372 nt
Organism: Eublepharis macularius
Lineage: Eukaryota; Metazoa; Chordata; Lepidosauria; Squamata; Eublepharidae
Gene: PKMYT1
Product: protein kinase, membrane associated tyrosine/threonine 1
Exons: 8
Coding region: 148-1911 (587 amino acids)
Biological process (GO): protein phosphorylation
Molecular function (GO): protein kinase activity; ATP binding
Source: RefSeq, a predicted model, not a curated record